AUGCUCCAGCAGCGACAAUGCAGGGACAAGCUCCGAGUUCUCAAACAGGUGCGCGAGCGCAUCGAGUUCUAUCCACUGCGGCCUAUAGACGGAGAUUCUCCCACCUCGUACUCGAUGAAGAUCUCCACCAAUAUGAUUUUUUCGAGUCAAAACGUUGGCAUCGACGCUCUCGGAGGUCUCAAGAUGCUGCUAUUCGCCUUCUUCUCACCACACGAACUACUACACGUCAGCAGCGUCUGCAGGGCCUGGAGAUCCUUAGCACGGGACGAUUUAUUCUGGGAACCGCUACUGUUCACAACAGUGGAAAAGUAUCCGUUGCGGCCACUGCUCGGACUAGAGCGAGACUCAACGCACUCACAUAAAGACGUCCCCGCUAUCCUGGUUUAUAUGGUGUAUCAGAAACUGAAAAUUGCACAGACAGCUUAUAAACCAGAGUGUAGCGACGAUGGUAGCGUUACUCAUACAACUACGACUACGCCAGCUCCAACGAGGUAUAAUGGCAGAUUUUUGCAAUUAUUCCAGACUUUCAACCAACAGCAUGGCGCUGGUGCAGCAGACGACGAGGAUGUUUACAGUGUGGCGGAUGGACGGGAUCGAAUGACAUUGAAUGGAUGGCUGUCUACGAAAAGACGAGUCAGUGAACGUACGUUGCGUUCGUAUUUACGACAAAUGCUGCUAGCAGUGGACGCUUUAGAGAAGUCGAAUUGUGAACAUGCGGACAUUUCACCGGUAAAUAUCGUGUAUUGCAGACGACGAACUCCUGUUUUUCAAUUAUUUCUCAGUCGGAGGAAUUGUCAACACGCACCAGAAGUUGGUGGCAAUGACAAUGGCGUCCCCAUCGCUGCUGCAUUUCGCCACCGGUUAGCUCUUCCACAGAUCUCAAUGGUGAGCUCAGUCAUUCAUACUGCAAUGACCGUGUGGGCUUGUGGUCGAUUCGUGGAUGCAAACACGUCGACGGAUUUGGCUUUACUAUUGCGCUAUCCUGAAAGCUUUUCGAGCCACUUACGCUCGUUCCUGGAGUAUGCAACGUACCUUAUUAUCACCCACUCGGCCAAUGCAUCUAAACUGCUGCGUCAUGAGUAUUUGCGAUGCUCAGAGGCAGAUUUGGACUGCAACUUGCCACCUCAUUGGUCCACAACACCAAUUCGUGAUGUUAAUGAGUACAAAAGCAAGCUUGUGGCCUACUACGGUAGCUUGCCGUCUCGUGUCGACGGGCUUCUGGAUGACAAUAGCAACUCGAUCAGUCCACAGGUGAUUGACGAACUUAUGCCACGGACAAACCUUGGUCUCCAGUACUUUUCCAGCGCUUUGGAGGAGAAUAAACUGCGAUCUGAACGCUUUGUCAGCGUCGUAGCACCAUCGACUGCAUCUUCGUCGUGGGUACGCACACUUGCGAGUACCCAGAGCUGUACACUGCAACGUUUGGACCUUUCACGUGCUCGUGUACCGACGUCGGUGUUGUUGCGAGAGUUGGCAACGUUGCCUCGAUUAACACAUCUUCGUUUACCGCGACAAAUAUUACGAGAUGAAAAUCUGGAGCAUCUUGUAGCUGCAUUGGCAUAUGCUAAGUUCCUCCCGCAGCUUCGAGGACUCGACGAGAAUGUUCGUUACGCCAUGGAUCGAUUGGAGAAAUCCUAUCUGAUGCAACUUGAUAUGGUUACGUUCUUAUUGCAAAAACCCAGUGCAAAUACCACACCUGGGGGUGUUUAG
Phytophthora infestans T30-4 is the source of this 1710-nucleotide messenger RNA. RefSeq names its product F-box protein, putative. Gene Ontology annotation, molecular function: protein binding. NCBI's taxonomy places the organism in Eukaryota, Oomycota, Peronosporomycetes, Peronosporales, Peronosporaceae. The transcript is spliced from 5 exons. The coding region runs from base 1 to 1710 and encodes 569 amino acids. The record is from RefSeq and is a predicted model, not a curated record.